UUGACGUCCUAAUGCAAGUAUGACAUGUUUGAUGUCCUUCAUGCUAAUAUGACAUCACGUGACAUGCAUAAGCUAUAAGGAAGGGAGUUGUCCUGCACUCCAUGGCACACAACUACAGGAAUGAAGGUGUGAAGCGAGAAGGACACAGGACGUUCGGCAGGUCUCGGACCAGUUAGAUCCACACCAAAGGGAGAAGAUUGAGGCCUACAUGAAUAUGUCGGAGUACGAGAAGCAAGAGGCAAAAAUUGUCAUUAUGAAGGAGACUGACAGCGUAAGAGAGGAGACUCACGACAUAAAAGAGGAGACUCACAACUUAAAAGAGGAAACUCACGACUUAAAAGAGGAGACUCACAACUUAAAAGAGGAGACUCACGACUUAAAAGAGGCCUUGAAGGAGAAGAAAGAGGCCUCGAAAAAGAAGGAAGAGGCCUUGAAGGAGAAAGAAGAGGCCUUGAAGGAGAAGGAAGAGGCCAUGAUCCUCAUUAUGAAAGAGGCUGACAGUGUAAAAGAGGAGACUCACGACAUAAAAGAGGCCUUAAAGGAGAAGAAAGAGGCCUUGAAGGAGAAGGAAAAGGCCUUGAAGGAGAAGGAAAAGGCCUUUCGCCUCAUUAUGAAGGAGAAGGAAGAGGCCUUACUCCUCGUUAUGAAGGAGACUGACAGCAUAAGAGAGGAGACUCACGACAUAAAAGAGGAGACUCACAACUUAAAAGAGGAGACUCACGACUUAAAAGAGGCCUUGAAGGAGAAGAAAGAGGCCUCGAAAAAGAAGGAAGAGGCCUUGAAGGAGAAGGAGGAGGCCUUGAAGGAGAAGGAAGAGGCCAUGCGCCUCAUUAUGAAGGAGGCUGACAGCGUAAGAGAGAGGAGACUCGACAUAAAAGAGGAGACUCACGAUUAAGUUUAAUCAUGCAAUUUAUUUUGGCCGUACACGCUCUUUAAGGUCAGCUGCUAUACGCUCAGUGAUCAGAUGAAUGCUUAGUCAGUAGAAACAUGAUGGCUUACACAAUACACCCCUGGACAAUUGGAGAUCAAAGUGUUAUCUAAGAUUUGUGCAAAUACUGUAAAUGACAUGGAUUCAAAGAGAAACGUUUAAAAACUUUCCUGGAUGACAUUCUCAGAAUAAAAGUGUAUCUGUGUAAGCCAGUGGUUCUCA
Nerophis lumbriciformis (worm pipefish) is the source of this 1150-nucleotide messenger RNA. RefSeq lists its product as uncharacterized. The record is from RefSeq and is a predicted model, not a curated record. Lineage: Eukaryota; Metazoa; Chordata; Actinopteri; Syngnathiformes; Syngnathidae.